GUGAAAGCAGCAGAAGGUGGUAAUGAUAAUUGAGAAAGCUUGCUCAUCAGAUCAUGGUUUGGGACACGGGCUUGACCUUGGUUUUUAGCAGGCACAGUAUUGAUGUCAACAAUCUUGAUCGAUGUCUUUUGCAAGUGGUCAUUGUUUUGUAUGGAUAUUGAUGAGUGAAACUGCUGUACUUCACCAAUAUAAAAGUAACGAAUCAAGUUUUAUUGUUAAUAUUGUUCGUGAUCAAGUUAAGCAGUACAUGAUCCACUCUUCAAGUGUUGAAAAGGGCUUCAUAGGAAUGGAUUCCCGCGUUGCUGAUUUGCUGAACAAUUAUAUAAAUCCACAGUCUGGUGGUGUACGUAUUAUAGGGAUCCAUGGUAUGCGAGGAAUAGGCAAGACAACACUAGCUCUAGCUAUUCAUGAUGAAAUUUGUCAGGAUUUUGACCGAAGCUGCUUUCUUUCCAAUGUUAGAGAAAGGUCCAUGAAGGAUGGCUUAGUUUCUCUACAAGAACAACUUCUUUUCAAUAUCCUGGGGGCUAAAAUUGACAUACAGAAUGAAUAUGCAGGAGCUACUAUGAUCAAAAGGCGCUUCUGUAGACUAAAGGUACUUGUUGUUAUUGAUGAUGCGCAUCACCUCAAUCAAUUAGAAAAAGUGGCUGGAAGUCGUGACUGGUUUGGUCCAGGCAGUAGAAUAAUCAUAACCACCACGGAUAGACACAUGUUAAACACACAUGAUGUUGAUGCUACAUACAGGGCUACCGGGUUAAAUUUUGGUGAAGCUCUUGAACUCUUGAAGUUAAAGGCUUUCAAGAAAAGCGUCCCAACAGAAGAUUAUUUGGACCUGUGCAACCUUAUUUUAAGGUAUGCUCAGGGGCUUCCCUUGGCUCUUGUGGUUUUAGGUUCUUAUCUAUCUGGUAGAAGCACCAAGGAAUGGGAAGGUGCAUUAAAGAGGCUAAAGAAUACACCACAUAGCGACAUUAUCGAUGUGCUUCAGAUUAGUUUUGAUGGACUAGAGAAAAAAGACAAAGAGAUAUUCCUACAUAUUGCUUGUUUUUACAAGGGGAAGGAUAGGGAUCGUGUGAAACAAAUACUAGACUAUUGCCAGCUUGACCCUGACAUUGGUUUAAGUGUUCUUGCUGACAGAUCUCUCAUUACUAUCUCCAACAACAAAGUGUCGAUGCAUGAUUUGCUACAAGAACUGGGCUGGGCAAUAGUUCGUGGACAGUCUGAUCGGCCAGGAAAACGUAGUAGAUUAUGGUCUCAUGAAGACAUCCAGAAUGUGUUAAAGGAAAAAAAGGGAACAGAAGCAAUCUAA
Messenger RNA from Fragaria vesca subsp. vesca, 1303 nucleotides. Its product is annotated as TMV resistance protein N-like. Gene Ontology annotation, molecular function: ADP binding; protein binding. Gene Ontology annotation, biological process: defense response; signal transduction. The coding region runs from base 122 to 1303 and encodes 393 amino acids. The transcript is spliced from 4 exons. The record is from RefSeq and is a predicted model, not a curated record. Lineage: Eukaryota; Viridiplantae; Streptophyta; Magnoliopsida; Rosales; Rosaceae.